AUGGCUUCAGCUUCUCAGUUUCUCCAGGAGUGUGAUCGCUCAUCCCAGCACUGUGGAGAUUUAGCCACAGCAGCUCUGCAGUCCUGGGCUGUUGCUGUCUGGAGGUGUGGAAAGGCGAACACCGCAAGUGGAAGAUCUGAGAACCCUUCUCAUGGAACACAUGUAGGUGGCACCCAGAACGCAGUGACCUACAAUGAUGUGCAUGUGAACUUCACUGGAGAAGAGUGGGCUUUGCUGGAUCCUUCUCAGAAGAAUCUCUACAAAGAUGUGAUGCUGGAGACCUACUGGAAUCUGUCUGCUAUAGGCUACAAUUGGGAAGAUCAUAAUAUUGAAGAGCAUUGUCAAAGUUCUAGGAUACAUGGGAGGUAA
This is a messenger RNA of Acomys russatus (golden spiny mouse), 369 nucleotides long. Its product is annotated as zinc finger protein 431-like. The transcript has 3 exons. The record is from RefSeq and is a predicted model, not a curated record. Bases 1 to 369 code for a protein of 122 amino acids. Gene Ontology annotation, biological process: regulation of DNA-templated transcription. Lineage: Eukaryota; Metazoa; Chordata; Mammalia; Rodentia; Muridae.